This is a messenger RNA of Ascochyta rabiei, 1467 nucleotides long. RefSeq names its product Non-specific serine/threonine protein kinase. NCBI's taxonomy places the organism in Eukaryota, Fungi, Ascomycota, Dothideomycetes, Pleosporales, Didymellaceae. The record is from RefSeq and is a predicted model, not a curated record. Gene Ontology annotation, molecular function: ATP binding; protein serine/threonine kinase activity. Gene Ontology annotation, cellular component: protein kinase CK2 complex; cytosol; nucleus. The transcript has 4 exons. Gene Ontology annotation, biological process: regulation of transcription by RNA polymerase I; protein phosphorylation; regulation of transcription by RNA polymerase III. Bases 1 to 1467 code for a protein of 488 amino acids.
AUGCGUGCUUAUCCGAAUUGGCCUUGGCGUGCACCGCGUGGUUCUGCAGCGGCACGCCUGCACCCAGAAGAAGCUCACCACCAUCCCCGCACCCAGUCAAAUCUCGAUCUCUCCGCGCAGCCAGCCACGUCUCAGCCGGCUGUUGCAGCACCACGACCGCGCCGCGACAACGACCGCCGCGCUGCCCCCGUAGGCUCAGGCUUUGGCUUCUCUUGGAACAAGGCAGCUGCGUUCGGCCUGCUGAGUGUCGGCCUUGCUUGCUUGUGUCUGCGCCUGUUUCCCGCCCACCUCCGCCCCUUCACCCCGCCACUCGACCGCGUCCCCAACACCACCACCCUCGCUGUACCUCCGACAGUCGCCGCCUCGUCGCCGACUGCCACCGCCAAGCUGGCCGCCAAAAUGACGACAAACAGCAACGGCGCGAGCAUUGCCCGCGUCUACGCCGAUGUCAAUGCCAACAUGCCCCGUUCGUAUUGGGACUACGACUCGGUCAACAUCUCGUGGGGCGUGCUUGAGAACUACGAGGUUGUCCGCAAGAUCGGCCGCGGAAAGUACUCGGAGGUCUUCGAGGGCAUCAACGUGGUCAACUACCAGAAGUGCGUCAUCAAGGUCCUGAAGCCUGUCAAGAAGAAGAAGAUCAAGCGCGAGAUCAAGAUUCUUCAGAACUUGUCUGGCGGGCCUAACAUUGUUUCGCUUCUGGAUGUGGUCCGCGACAACCAGGUCAGUAGUGAUUCUGAAGAAGACUGCAUGAGCGACCGCACGAGCAAAACUCCGUCGCUGAUCUUUGAAUACGUCAACAACACCGAUUUCAGGAGUCUUUAUCCCAAGUUCCAGGACUACGACGUACGAUACUACAUCUACGAGCUGCUCAAGGCCCUGGACUUCUGUCACAGCAAAGGCAUCAUGCACCGUGAUGUCAAGCCUCACAACGUUAUGAUCGACCACGAGAAGCGCAAGUUGCGGUUGAUCGAUUGGGGUCUCGCCGAAUUCUAUCACGCCGGGACCGAGUACAACGUCCGUGUCGCCUCGCGAUACUUCAAGGGCCCCGAACUGCUCGUGGAUUUCCAGGAGUACGACUACUCGCUCGAUAUGUGGUCGUUAGGCGCCAUGUUUGCAUCAAUGAUCUUCAGGAGAGAACCGUUCUUCCACGGCAACAGCAACUCUGACCAGCUGGUGAAGAUUGCCAAGGUGCUCGGAACGGAGGAUUUGUUCGACUACCUCGACAAAUACGACAUCGAGCUAGACGCCCAGUACGACGACAUCCUCAGCAGGUACCCGAAGAAGCCGUGGCACUCGUUCAUCAAUGCCGACAACCAGCGUUUUGUCAGCAACGACGCCAUUGACUUCCUUGACAAGCUUCUGCGUUACGACCAUCAGGACCGGCUCACGGCCCAAGAUGCGAUGGCUCAUCCUUACUUUGCCCCUGUUCGACAAGCUGCUCAACAGAACAGCAGCAGCGCGGCGUGA